Molecule: messenger RNA, 3033 nt
Organism: Papilio polytes (common Mormon)
Lineage: Eukaryota; Metazoa; Arthropoda; Insecta; Lepidoptera; Papilionidae
Product: fatty acyl-CoA reductase 1-like
Exons: 12
Coding region: 184-1743 (519 amino acids)
Biological process (GO): long-chain fatty-acyl-CoA metabolic process
Cellular component (GO): peroxisome
Molecular function (GO): alcohol-forming very long-chain fatty acyl-CoA reductase (NADP+) activity
Source: RefSeq, a predicted model, not a curated record
GCCAGGCCGCGACGCGAGCCGGUUAACUCGCAAACGUAGUGCGGCGAGGAUUAAAAAAAAUGAUAUAAUUUUUUUUUGCAUACCGUUUAUCGUCGAGUGUUUCCCAAUAUUAAUGAAAUAAUAUUGCGGAAGCAGUGACGAACAUUGGAAAUUACAGAUUUUUAAAAUAAAAAAAAUUGUAAAAUGGAUAUUUACCAAAAAAACAUGGAUUGCCUAAACGGAAACGAUCCGUUUACACCGAAUUUAAAUAAGGAAUGUAACUUCGGAACUUAUAACCAAAGCAAUGAGGCGAUAUCUGAUUACUACGAGGGCGCAGUUAUACUGGUUACUGGAGGUACGGGUUUCGUAGGAAAAGCGUUAUUAGAAAAGCUGUUGAGAAGUUGUGCUGGCAUUGAAAUUAUCUACGUCCUGAUGAGACCGAAGCGAGGCUUAUCUGUCGAACAAAGGUAUAAGGAACUCCUUAAAAACCAGGUAUUCGACCGUAUCCGCGCGCGUUGGCCGGAGCGUCUAGGAAAGCUGUUCCCAAUAACCGGUGAUGUAUCGGCACCGAACCUGGGCGUCAGUGCUGAACAACGAGAGCUGCUAAGCACGGUCACCACUGUGUUCCAUUCAGCGGCUACUGUCAAAUUCACUGAACCAUUGCAAGCAGCUACAGCGCUUAACGUGCAAGGCACUGCGUAUCUACUAAAACUGGCUUCUGAUAUGCCUCUGUUAAAGGCUCUAGUCCACGUAUCUACAGCGUACAGCAACGCGCCGCGUAGUCACAUCGAGGAGCGUGUUUACCCGCCGCCCUACGACCCUGAUAGUAUAGUGCGGUGCACUAAAAUGCUGCCGGCAGACACCGUCGAUACUAUUGCUGAAACUUUACAGGGAGAACAUCCUAAUCCAUACACUCUUACCAAAGCGUUAGCUGAAUCGAUCGUGUUCAGUCAUACACACCUACCAGUUUGUAUAGUCAGACCAUCUAUAGUUACUGCAGCGUAUCAAGAACCAUUCCCGGGUUGGAUAGAUAAUGUCUACGGUGUAACAGGUAUAAUUAUGGAGAUAUCUCGGGGUACUUACCGUUCCGGGUACUGUCGAGAGCGGUACGUAGUCGACCUGGUCCCAGUCGACUUAGUUGUCAAUAGCUGCAUUCUUGCUGCAUGGCGACAAGGUUGCAAACAACCGGGCCGCUGUCCAGUUUACAACGUAACAUCUGGAUCCAUCAACCCUCUGCAGUGGGGUCAGUUCACACGGCUCUGCAUUAAAUGGGCGAGGGAAAAUCCCACCAAAUACGUCAUGUGGUAUCCGAAUUUCUCCUUUACCGAGUCCCGUUUUAUGAAUACAUUUUGGGAGAUAUCUUGUCACUUCUUGCCAGCCUUCCUCUUCGAUAUGUUGCUGAGAGCACAGGGCAGGAAAGCUAUAAUGAUGAAGUUAGCUCGCCGAUUCAAAAUGGCGGCGGCUACAGGAGAGUACUUCGCGAACCACGAAUGGCAAUUCGGCAUAUCGGAACUCACAGCUCUUCACGCUGAAGCGAACUGUGCGAGCGACUCCAGCGCGUUCCCCCACUGGCCUGCUCAAUUCAACUGGGAUGCUUACAUCGGAGCGUACAUGUUGGGCAUACGGCGAUUCAUAUUGAAAGACAGCGUUGAAUCACUGCCGAAUGCGAGGUCAAAAUUAAAAAGAUUAUACUGGGUGCAUCGAAUGUUCCAAGCUGCUACCGGAUAUUAUCUAUUCAGAUUCUUAGCUGGGCGUUUACGGUAGAAUGUGGUAGAAAUAGGUAGUAUCAACGUAUAACUUAGAUGUGACAUUGUAAGAAUUAUUAUUGAUAGUUUUAAGCGAGACCAUCUAAGUCUUAUAAAUCAAUGUUUUAAUAACUUAGAAAUCAAACAAACAGGACAGAUUUUAGUAAAACUGUGUAGUUAUUUUGCCUAAUAUGAAUUUAAAUAUUGAGAAACUUUUCAGCGUAAUAAAAGGGAUUCUAUAAUAGCAAAUAUCCAAAGAUAAAAAAGCAUGAGUAUAGUAACAUGAAAAAUAAAAUUAGUUACAAAGUGUACCAGUUUUUUUUUUGUCAUUAAAAAUUAUGAAUAUAAUUUGGGUCUUACAAAAACAAAUAAUAUUUGAAAAUGGUGUUAGGAUUCAAAAAUUCAAUUAUACGACAUAAAAUAAUUUUAUUUAGUUAAAUUCGAAAGUUUUUAAACAAAUCUGAUCAAUUUUCUGUUUUCGUCUAUGUGAACAUAAACCGAAGUGAUUGCCUACAUAUGUCAGAUCCAAGUAAAGUGCAUAGAUUAUUUUUUCUAACUUAUUUAACACUAUUACAUUGGUUACCUCACUUGUGUGAUUUCAUCUUUAACAAUGUGACACUCGAUUAUCGCUAUCGCAGAUCGAAAUAAAAAUAUAUAAAAAUAAUAAUAAUAACUUUUAUUUCAAGCUGUAUAUAUAUUAUGUUAGUGACAAAACAGAAUAUAUUCAUUUUUUUUUACACUUCAAAAUUCAGAGAACAGAGUUCAACUUUAGUCAGCUGUUAAGGUAUCGACAGUCAGUCCUGCCGGCUAUCGUGUGGAGAAUGAUAUUGGAGCUGGAUAAAUAACAAAAAUAUGGAUCACAACUUUGGAUAAGUCACGAAUUUUGAGACAUUUCAUCGAUUAGUUGCGAUAUCGAUAGUCGGAAGUCACUUUGAUUAGGAAGGAAGGACGCGGGAGAUGGCAAUCGGAAAUAGAAACAGUACGAGUAUAAUGCAAAUCAAUACUGCAUAUAAUUCUGUCCGCCGCUGCUGUACCGUUUGCCGUAUGCCGUAUCACGCGAAAUUGCACCUUAAACCUAACGACAUUAGUAUCCAAUUCUAUUUAUAAAUAUCAAAUACCUUUAAUUUAAUAAUUUUAAUAUCUUUAUAAGUUAUCUGUUUUGUUUAAAGCAAAUUCCAGUAUCAUUUUAACCGUAUGUCGAUAAAAAGUGUCCUUUAAUUAAAGUGUUUAUUUGGUUAUUGAAUAUUUGAAAACCCACACGUGUUUAAUUAAAUAUAAUGAUGUAAGUGUUAAAUAAACUGUAUAUAUA